UUUUUGAGACAAGUGCAUAUGACCCAUAACGCGCAACAAAAAUUGUAUAAUUUGAGGUUUGGGUGUGCGGCAGGACAAAUGUAAAAGUGACCUAGACUUUUCUUUCAAGCCCCAAUGAACAACCUGAAUGACCCUCCCAGAUGGAACAUCCAACCGGACGUUAGAGGAAGGGGUCCAGGGGCUGAAGAUGGGAACCAGUGGAACUAUGCCCUCCUGGUUCCUAUGCUGGGACUGGCAGCUCUUCGUUGGAUUUGGACUAGAGACGCACAGAGGGAAAUCCAAGAAGUCAAAUCUCAAUAUGAAAAAGAUGUGUCCAUAAUAAGGGAUGAAAUGGAGGCACGUUACCGGGAGACGCUGAGUGAGAGGCGCAGGGCAGCAGCUUCCCUAGAGCUUGAGUUGGAGAAGGAGCGACAAAGAGUGACAGGCUAUAAACAAGCUUUGAUUUCACAGAGUCAGCAGCUGAUGGAGGAACGGAAGAAACUUCAAGAGGAACGAGAUGCCAUGGAGGAAGAGAAGGAAAGGCUGGUAAAGAGUGGUGCAGCUGGAGCUCUUUUGCACCAGGCACUGGAAAGAGAGAAUGAGUGGCACCGGCGAGCAACUGCCACUCUGAAAGAGCUAGAGCACCUCCUAGUGGAGCGUCAGAGUGCCUACUGCUCCAUUAUCCUGCCCAGAGAUCAACGUAUGGAAAUGGAGAAAAACAUAUUACUGAAGGCAGUCAAAGACCCCAUAGUGUCGGAACUGAAUCUAGAGUCAGACUUGAAAGACAUUUUUAAGAGAGAUAAGUAUUGUGCAGACUACCUUAAUAUGGACAAGAGGAGGAAUGGAAGUUUAAUGUGGGUUUAUCUUAAAUACUGGCAACUGCAGGUCACUGUUCAGAAACACAAGAGAGCCGAAGAUGCACUUUUAGGAAAAAACAAUUGAGAAGUAACAACUGCACUGAAAAAUUAACACAUUUU
Molecule: messenger RNA, 956 nt
Organism: Periophthalmus magnuspinnatus
Lineage: Eukaryota; Metazoa; Chordata; Actinopteri; Gobiiformes; Gobiidae
Gene: ccdc127a
Product: coiled-coil domain containing 127a
Exons: 4
Coding region: 115-921 (268 amino acids)
Source: RefSeq, a predicted model, not a curated record